Molecule: messenger RNA, 6207 nt
Organism: Aedes albopictus (Asian tiger mosquito)
Lineage: Eukaryota; Metazoa; Arthropoda; Insecta; Diptera; Culicidae
Product: receptor-type guanylate cyclase Gyc76C
Exons: 17
Coding region: 2047-5841 (1264 amino acids)
Biological process (GO): protein phosphorylation; intracellular signal transduction; cGMP biosynthetic process
Cellular component (GO): plasma membrane
Molecular function (GO): protein kinase activity; ATP binding; adenylate cyclase activity
Source: RefSeq, a predicted model, not a curated record
GUUCAAAAUGUUCAACCCUUUUUCACAGCCCCGACUGGGACACAACACUGAUAUGAAAAUGCUUGAACUGUGUCACCAGCCAGCGUCGACUGCGACCGCCGUACGUAGUCCUCGUUGGCGUCGCGACGCUCUUCGCGUGUUGCAAAGCACCAUGAAGUGUGGUGCGAGUUUAGUUGCGGUAACGACAGGGUUUGGUGCGUGCUGUUGAUUCAGUAGGACGUGUGACUUCGCCGGGUUCGGACGUGUUUUGUAGUGAAAAGUGUUUUCGUGGGGGACUCGAGUGCAGCACAAGUGAAGUUCAUAAGUGAUUCUUUAUUCUUCUGCGCUGUGGUAGGGCGCGAAGUUGGUGCAUUGAUAGUGUGUGGUUGAUCAAGUGAUCUGCGUGUGGCUGGUUACAUGGCAGUGAGGCGAAGACGAUUACCUAUAUGGUGGUUUAUAUGGGUGUUGCAGUAGCAAAGGAAAAGGAGUGCAAUUCAUUUUCACCUGUCUGUGGCGUGGAAUCGAAGUGACACUGGUGAUCAACGGCUUUUUUGCUAAAUUGCCUUGGCAGUGGAGUUUGCGUGUGCGAAAUUCACGAUCUUGACUUGGAUUCGAGGCGAUUGUAUAUUGUCACAAUUCACGCACGCACGCACGGGUUCAACGCUCUUUGGCGGGUGUUUUCGUCCAAGUCUCUCAUUUUCGUGAAUCUGUUUUGAGUGAAAUAAGGGGAAGUACGCGAAAAUGUGCAAUAAAAGUGGUGAUUUAUUUAUAAAAUAAAAAGAUUAAACUGUCAGUUGCUUUUGGUGGGAGCUAUAACGCGCUGGUUUUUUGCUGUAUGCUGCAUGGUGCUUGGCUGGCUGCUGGUAUAAUUGAACGCUGUACGCGUCGCGGUGUUCUAGUUUUACAAUUUUAGUUUUCAUCUCACACAUGCUGUCUGUCCAUGCUGCUGCAGCUGUGUCAGUGAAUCGCGUGCGGGUUUUCGCCUUUUCCUUUCAUUGAGGAACGAAAAUAACCUUGAGUGGCGCGAAGUGAACGAGAUUUUCAAGUUGAGACUGGACAUAUUUGCUAGUUUUCCUGCCUACCGUAGCGGAACGCAAGUCAUAUACUUGACUUGACAUCAAUGUGUAGAUUUUAAGUAAAGCCAGUGUUGAAACGGAAUAGCGUUUAGUCUCACGUUCGGUACAUCCAGUUGGGCAACUAAACUGAAGAAUAACUGAUGGAGAUGUGUCGUGAAAUUGGCCUGAGAUACAACCGUACGAACAUGUGUUGCGAAUAAAUAUUUACAUCCGAUCGCGGCGCGGGAUUUCCUCGAGCGCAGCGCAGGACUUGUGGUGGCAUGCGGUGCGUGCAAGGCGUUGCUGCUGCCACUGACUGACUACCAGAUCGAGCCGACACUCGACGGCGACACUCAACGUGUUUGGAACUUCGCUGCUGCUGUUGCUUUGGCCGAGGAUAUGAAACUGAGCUUCGGCACGUUGCUGUCGUUAUCAAGUGCAGCCCAGAACAGAAGCAGAGGAGUGAAAAUUUGGAUUGCAGGUGUCAGGCACCUACCGGACUUGUCCGAGGUGGAGUCCACAGGCCGCCCAUUUACCAGAGCAGUCAACUGCAACUGAUACAGUUCAACUGGUCUGGAGGCCACUAAUGGUGGUGUGUGCAAUGUGUGAUACGGGGUUGGUAGUGCUACGAGUGGUGAGAAAUUAAUUGAAAUUAUAUCAAACCGAUUGAAGUUAAUUAUGUGUGAAGAAAAAUGUUUGACGGAAAUGGUGUUACCCGCAACAAGUGCUACUGAGCUGAUAUCAAUUGAAGUCGAAAUAAAUUUGUGAAUCACGGAAGGGCAAUAAACGCACCAGAGGAAGUGAUCGGGUGAUUGAUUCCAGUUUGCUGAAGGAAGAGGCCGCUGCGGGUAUGAAAUACACGAAAAAUGUGUGGUUGCUUUAAAAUGUUAAAUUUGGUGCUUGGCUCUGGAGGUGAACGUGUCAAUAGCAAAGUUCGUCGAGUGUCAUUGCUUUGGGAGGUUAAACCUCGCCGCGGUUGGCUGUGCGAUAAGACGUAAUAAUUGGUAAUAGUAUGAAGCUGGCAGGCGGCAGUGUGUCACCGAAAGCAGCCGAGGAAGCUAGUUAUGAAGCAAAAGAUAGGGAACCGAAGAAAUACCAACGUGCAACUGCUGGAAGCGACAGGUGGCUGGGCCAACACUGCGGCAAUAAUCAUAAGUGCAAACGAUAUCAUUCUCCCGGCGCGCGGUGUGAAUUAAUGUUCGUGGCAGUCGUAGUGAUAAUUCUGACCAGCUUCACGGUGAUGAUUGGCGGCGACGUCUUUACCGUUGGUUAUCUAACUGGAUCGCAGCGGCGGCCGGGAGAUCGAGAGUACGCAAGACCAGGGCUGCAGAUAUCAGGUGCAAUCACAUUUGCAAUAGAAGAGGUGAACGACAUUUACUUCAGCCGGCAUGGUCACAAGCUCCAGUUCGAAGUGGCGGAAACGUUCGGCGAAGAGGUAACUAGUAUAAGGAAAACAGCUGAUCUCUGGACAAAAGAUGUGAUAGGCUAUAUAGGGCCACAGGAAACUUGUAUUCACGAGGGCAGAAUGGCGGCUGCCUUCAACUUACCCAUGAUUUCCUAUUUUUGUACCCACAACGAAACGUCAAAUAAAAAGCAUUUUCCUACGUUUGCCAGAACCAGGCCACCCGAUUUGCAGAUAUCAAAGUCGGUUGUAUCGCUUCUGAUUGCUUACAACUGGACUCAGGUUACGUUCUUCUACCGGACAUCGGAAAAUGCCGAGUAUGAUGCGGUAGCGGAAACACUCAAAACAACGCUGAAGACCAACGGCGUUCGAAUCAGGUCGACACGCACCUGGAGUACAAUAUAUCAUCAUGGGUAUUCACCGAAUCCUUUCGACCGUCUGGUGGAGGAAACGUACGUGGAUACUAGAAUCUACUUGGUGCUGGGUCACCACGACGAACACCUCGGCCUGUUGGUUAGCCUGAGGCGCAAAGGGUUAUUGACCGCCGGCGAGUACUUUGUCGUGGGAGUCGACCUUGAACAAUAUGAUGCCGCCUUGCCAAAGAAGUAUAUGCACGGACUGCUGCAGACUGCACCGGACCAGGACGCUGUGCCGGCCCUACAACACUACCUCGGAGUCGUUCCGUCGGCUCCUGUCAAGUUUGAAGAAUUCGCUGUAAAGGUUAACAAAUACCUGGAGCGACCACCGUUCAACUACCGCAACCCCUUGGUUUACUUCGGAGGCGUUAAACAGAUUCGCGCCGAGGCGGCUUACCUCUACGACGCGGUUCAUUUGUAUGCUAAUGCGCUGCUGCGGGUGCUGCUGGCCGGCGAGAGCCCGAAAAAUGGAACAGCAAUUAUCGAAGCCAUCAAGGGUCGAGCCUACUUAAGCGCAAUGGGUUACCUGAUACAUAUCGACGAGAACGGUGAUGCUACCGGGAAUUACACUAUCCUAGCCAGAAAACCCAUCCCUACUGCUACCUCGGAGAGAGAAUACGGACUGUUUCCCAUCGGACGUUUUAGCACCCCGAAUGCUGAUACGAUUCCGGACAUAAAGCUAUUUGAUGUCAUCGACUGGGUGGGAUAUGGGCCACCCGUUGCCGAACCGUACUGCGGCUUUCGAGGCGAGAAGUGUAUCAGUUACACCGGUGAGAUUACGGCCGGCAUUGCCGGUGGCGCGUUGCUCCUGCUGGGUGUCGUCUCGUUCGUUCUUUAUCGCAACUGGCGCUACGAACAGGAGCUGGACAGCCUGCUGUGGAAAGUGGACUUUAAAGAAAUUCAGAUGCACGAAAAUGAGAAGGAAAACGCCGGCCAAAAAAUGACGAGGAACACCCAUCCCCUCAUCCGAACCAGCCAGGUCAGUUUGAGCUCCAACCCGGACUUGGACUUCCGUUAUACGACGAUUUUCACACCGAUCGGUAUGUACAAGGGUCAGAUGUACGCCAUCAAGAAGGUUCGCAAGAAGAGCAUCGACAUCACUCGGGAGAUGAAGAAAGAGCUGAAAUUGCUGCGCGACAUGAGGCACGACAAUCUGAAUGCAUUUAUCGGGGCCUGUACGGACCCGCCCAAUAUCUGCAUCAUCACCGAGUACUGCACCCGGGGGAGUUUGAAGGACGUACUGGAGAACGAAGACGUCAAGCUGGAUAACAUGUUCACGGCGUCGAUGGUUGCCGAUAUUUUGCGGGGAAUGAGCUAUCUACAUGACUCGCCGUUGCGUUUUCACGGGUCUCUGCGGACAUCAAACUGUCUGAUAGAUUCCAGAUGGGUGGUAAAACUGAGUGAUUUUGGUUUGUUCGGGUUCAAACAGGGUGCCGACGAAAUGCACGACGAGAAGGAGAAGGCUGAGAGCAAGUGUGAAAAACUUCUCUACCGAGCACCAGAGUUGCUACGAGCUGGUCCAGUUUCCUGUGUUCCUGGAUCACCCAAAGGAGACGUAUAUUCGUUUGGAAUAGUCUUGUAUGAGAUCUUCACCCGCAAAGGUCCGUUCGGUGAGAUCGAGUGUACCCCGGCGGAAUGUUUGAAACGAGUUCUGCAUCCACUGGACCCGAACACUCCCUUCCGACCAGCAAUUCAACCGCUGGAGACGUCCUUCGAUUGUGUUCGCGAAUGUUUGAGAGAAUGUUGGGCGGAGAAGCCAGAAGAUCGACCAGAUUUUAAAGCUAUUAGAAAUAAGUUACGGGUUCUUCGGAAGGGUAUGAAGCCAAAUAUAUUCGAUAACAUGAUGGCUAUGAUGGAAAAGUAUGCAACCAAUCUUGAACAGCUGGUUGACGAGCGUACGGAUCAGUUGCAGGAAGAGAAGAAAAAGACGGAUGCGUUACUGCUAGAGAUGCUUCCAAGACCCGUGGCUGAGCAGCUGAAAAGAGGGCAUAAAGUUGAGGCUGAGAGUUACGAUCUAGUCACGAUUUAUUUUAGCGAUAUUGUGGGAUUUACUUCUAUGUCAGCGGAAAGCACUCCGCUGCAAGUAGUAGAUUUCCUGAACGACCUGUACACAUGUUUCGAUUCGAUCAUAGGGCAUUACGACGUUUAUAAGGUCGAAACGAUAGGAGAUGCGUACAUGGUCGUAUCAGGAUUGCCCAUUCGAAACGGACUGACUCAUGCUGCUGAGAUUGCUUCCAUGUCCUUGCAACUAUUGGACGCCGUAUCCGAGUUCAAAAUCCGGCACAGACCUAACGAUCGUUUAUAUUUAAGAAUCGGUAUCCAUUCAGGGCCAGUGUGUGCUGGAGUGGUUGGGCUCAAAAUGCCUCGGUAUUGCCUCUUCGGGGAUACGGUGAACACUGCCUCUCGAAUGGAAUCUACGGGUCUGCAGCUGAAGAUUCACUGCAGUUUACAAACCAAAGAAAUUCUCGACUCUCUCGGAGGGUACCACUUUGAAGAUCGGGGAUAUAUUCCAAUGAAGGGAAAGGGAGAGCAACGAACUUUUUGGCUGGUCGGCGAAGAUCCAGAAGCGAGAGCCAAACGCACUCAGGAGCGUACCGAGCGACGUGGUUCACGGGCUCUGAACAAAUACAUUGGAAUGCUCAAACAGUCGAACACCACGAACGGCGUUCGAAGCUCGCUCAAGACCCGUGUGGUAACACCACGCAGUUCAUUACCACGCUCAUCUAGUCUAGAAUCACCUAAGAGAUUGCGGUUUGCCAGUGGAUCAAUGUUGGAACAACACCGAUAUCAUCAUUAUAGCGAUGAUGCCCUGAUGGAAGUUAUUUCCGACGCCAGUACGCGAAAGUCCGACAAUAGCCUAGCGGAUACCGAGGACUUCACCUCUUCUUGCCCAUGUAUCGAUAAUCUUGGACUGAACGCCGAACGGUUCCUAGCACAGUCUUGCCCCACGGUCACAACGCCAUUGCUCACUAACACCGUUGCUACUUAACUAGUAGUUCUAACCACACCCUAUUAGAAUAGAAUAUAACGACCAAUAAUGUCUUCAAUGUUUGUAAAACGAAAACUACUCUGUGUAUAAAUUGUAUCUAGUCAUUGGAAACUGUUCCAGCAGUUACAUGUUCGAGUCGAUGUGAUAAAUACUUUGCUGUUACCUAUUGCAUACGAAACAAAACAGGACGUCAGGUUUCAUAGCUUAAUCUGUUAGUAGAAGUCUAGUGUAGAAUUAAUAAUGAGUGGAAACCGCAUGGAUAGAAAAUUACAGGAAAUUACGCUAGUACAGUAUCGAAUAUAUCGAAUAUGGGUCUUAACGUACUUCAAUAAAACGAAUGUUCAAUGUGUAAGAAUAUGGGGUCAU